Messenger RNA from Notodromas monacha, 4688 nucleotides. The record is from the annotation of a GenBank genome assembly. NCBI's taxonomy places the organism in Eukaryota, Metazoa, Arthropoda, Ostracoda, Podocopida, Cyprididae.
AUGGAUUUACCGCGUAUCAGCAGUCGACAGACAAAGACGCUCCCGCGAUUACGACGGGAACCUGAUCCCAAGAACGAAGACAGCCAUGGGUACAGAACUCCGGAGCAGCAGGACUCCUCAUCUCCAGUGAUGCCCUUCAUGUUUGACAAAAAUCGUGAUAUCCCCACAGCUUCAUCAUCUGAUCUUGCAUCAAAAACAAGCUCUGUCAACAUUGGAACGGGAUUUCUCAAGAUAAACACCGAAGUUGCAGAAGGAAGUAGCAGGAGCAAUGCUCAAGUAUUCGAUGAAAUUGGGGCAACAUUUUUGGAAGCUGAUGCUCUUUUGGAGAAAUGUCUAAGAUCUCCGAAAGCAAGUGUCAAGUUGAAUUUUGAAGUUGGAGGUCUAUCUAAUUUUGUCCAUCAUCACCCUUCAACAGACAACGAGAAAACUAUGUUUGACCCUCUUAUUGCCUUCGGUUGCAAGCAGUUGCUUAGCACUGAAAAUUUGCAAGAGUUUCCUGAGCGUUUGAAUGAAAACGCAUGCAAGCACUUUGUGAGAAGAUACAAGUGCCAGAAGGAGUUGCCUUUGCAAGAUGGCUUCAAACUCCAAAAUUUGAUUCUUGAACCGUUGAAUGCAACAAUCGCCGAAGAGAAGCCAACAAAAUCCCAAGAAGCAUUCAGGCGUCAAAUUUCUUCAGCCAAACCUUUCAAAAAAGCUCAUUUGUACAAGUGUGCAGGCGCCUUCUGUGAUUUCUCAACAAGCAACCCCACAGCGUUCUAUGCCCACAUGCAUUUGAUGCACAGAGGGGAAGAAAAGGAAAUUGCCAAGUGCAUUUAUUGUUCAGAGGCAUUCCUUGUAUACGCCCAUUUGGUGAAGCAUGUGUUCACAAAGCACAGAAAUCUGCGGUAUCAGUGUCCUCAUUGCUUCUCAAGACGUUCUGGUGAAGAAGAAAUGAAACAGCAUGUGUUCCAGUUUCAUGGUGGAGGAGAUUGCGUGGAGGAUCUGUGCAGUUCCUGGGAAAACUUUGCGAACUUCUUCAAUCAUGUGGGACUUGACCUGCCGGAAGCGCGAAUGAAGAGUACAGGACAGUGGCUACCCUUUGAUCCCUGGAGCUUUGAAAAGUUGUCGAGAAUUCCAGUUGGGAAGAUACAUAACGUUCUGAAAAAGUCAUCUUGUUUGAGAACGAUGUUGGAGAAACCAGUGGCCAAAGAUAUCUUCAAAUGCAUGCAGUAUGGUUGCUGUUUUUCAACCGAUGCCCCGAAUUGGUUCAUCAGCCAUCUUGAGAAAGCUCAUCGUAAAUGUGCCGCGGAGACUUACCUGUUCUGCUCUUACUGCUUUGAGCCUGCGAACCUGCCGAAAGAACUUGCGGUUCAUGUGAUAAGCACUCAUGGACAAAAUGAUUGUAAUUUCGUGGAUUGUGACCCGGAAAAUAUGGAGUUCCAUUUGUUGGGGCAUGGCAUGCAGAAGUUCCCGUGCAGGAUUUGUUCGGGAAGAACGAGCUUUGCGUCAGCCUUUGCGCUUCUCGAGCAUAUGAAUGUGCAUGAAAACCAUCAGGGCACUUGUGGAGUGUGCUCCAGACGUUUUCGUAAGUUUUCUGAGAUAUGCAAACACGCAUUCGAGCGCCACCCAGAAUGCAAAUGGGACUUGGAGAAUUUAGAUCUUCGUCCUAUUUCUCUGGCCUUCCGUGUUCCUGAAAGUCUGUCGGAUGGAGCUGAUGGUUGCAAUUCGAAGUCAAAAGUUGGUUUGGGUAUGAAGAAAAUGGAGAAGUUUCCAGCGAGGAACAUGCUUGCAUGUCCGUCAUUGGUCAAAGGAAAAUCAUGCGAUGCACAUAUUUCAAGCUUGUCUGAAUUCCGGAACCACGUUCUGACGUGUUCGCUGAAAAGAAUCUUGUCAUGUCCGUAUUGUGUUUCUAACCGCCAGAAAACGUCUAGUCUAGAGUCUGCUUUCAGUUAUCUGAAGCAUUGGGCGCAUCACCACGUUAACGAUGUGAAUUACGUUUGUGGCUCGUGCGACGCUCCGGUUCCCAAUGCGGAACUGAAUUCCCAUUGGAGGAGGAAGCAUCGACAAGAUAAUGCUUACAUCGUGAUACCUGCUGAUAAUCUCAAUGAUGCCAGGAAUCUUUCCGGAAAGGAUAGUUUGAAGGCAUCGGGCUGUGUUGAUCCGGUUGUGGUUUUACUUCCCGCCUCGUCGAGCAAGAUUUUCGUUCCCGGCAUGGAAAAUGCGAUUGGUGGAGUAUUUCUUCCUUUUGAAUGGAGUUGCAAUGUGUGUCCAUUCACGUCAGCUUUCGUGGACUCCGUCAAACAACACUGUCUUCUUCAUAAAGCAGCUUUACGGAACCUGUCUCUGGUUGUGCCUUCAACAUCAGCCAUGAACAAAGUUUGUGGACUAGGGAAGAACGAGGAUGUGAAAAUGGCGAAUUUGGCCUAUUCUUCAAAAGAGGUUGUUCGCACAGAGCAUCCCGCAAAUUCUGCAGGCGAAGACCUGAUUAAAUCAACCAAGUAUCCCCCAUUUGUCAAGGAAGAGUUGAGGUUCAAGUGCCCUGUUCCAAGCUGCGGGGCGUUGAUUCCGUCUCUGGAAGAGUUGAAAGAACACAUGAUUGACAGUGGCCAUGUGGAUUGUCUUAUUUGUCCACAUUGUCCAAGGCUUGACUUGCGUUCAUUCGAAGAAUUCUGGAAUCACCUGCGACUGCAUGGUCCCAUAUUGUUGCAAUGCAAUGCCUGCCAUCUUCUGUGCGCUUCCCAUUCUGAGAUGAUUUCGCACAGUCGGGAAAUGCAUUUCGCCUAUCAGAACGUUUGUGUUCAACCAGAUCUUCUGCUUGUGAUGGCCACGAGAUGGCAAACAGUCCUGCGGGAUCUUAGCAGCUUCGUUUACCGCAAGGAAGAUAUUUAUCAUGUGGAACACGUGAUUCAAGAACCUGCGUGCUCAUCUGACGUGUCAAAAAAUGAGGAACCUUUAGUUUCCGAACAAGAUUCACUCAUUCCCAAGAAAGUUGCGGCGAACAGAAAGGACGGGAUUGAAAAGUUCAAAAGGGUGGAACAUUACCGAAUGUCCAUCCUGGAUUUCCCCAAAACAACUGCUGACGUAUUUUUGACGAGGAUACGACAUCCUGCCAUUUCUUCUGAACUCACAAGGAUAAAGAAGACGAAAGCAGAAAUAUCUUACCUCGCGGACAGUAGUGACAAUUGCUCGUUGGCCGGAGAACUCAACUCGUCCAAGCCAAAGCUUUCAAAUGGAUUCAUAAAUGUUGUUGAGCCACCAGGCUUUGGCAACAUGUUGUUGAAACAUCCGUGUGAUUUGUGUGGAGCUAGGUUUGCGUCGUCCGGUGCCCUCAGGGCUCAUUCGCGAGGAGAACACUCUUCCAAGAAACCGCAGCAUAUGAUUAAAUGCAAGCUGUGUAGUCACACGGAGUCUACUGAAGAUGCCAUGAGAUUGCAUUUCGCCAGUAGUCAUCCGCAAGAAACCUACGAUGCUCCAAAUUCUUCGGGAAAAGCAUCAUUAAAAACGUGUUUGGAGAACGUGACUGGUUUCUGUGGGGAUGCAUUAAAUCUCAACGGUUCCGGAUUGGUGGAUUUCCUCAACAAAUGUCAGGAUCUGAAGCUUAACAAGCGUUUUCUGCGGACGGGAGAGUGAUUCGAAUGAUUGUUUUUACAUUGACGGUAUUUUCGUGAAGUAAUUAUGCGAUGUCCUGCUUUAAAUGCUUCAGAGCGUAUAGUUCAUCCAUCCAUGAGUGUGAUGUGAGGAGUCCAUCAAAAGUCUCGCAAAUCGCCCAAAUCUUUCUGGCUGCCGGUGAAACAUAAGUAUUUGGUUACAACGAUUUUUAAAUGAGUUUCAUCCCAUUUCGCUCAGAAUAACGCAAGAAGCAAAUCAAUGUUCAACUCUGUUUUAUGCGACGAGAGAAUUCUUUGUUAAAAAAAUACAUGUAACGCGUACAUUGAAAUUUUAUGGGUUGUCUGUCAGUCACAGAAACUCCUACAAAUAACAAAACGAACUGUAAAGAGGGAAAUUUCAAAAAGUUGCAUCUUUCAAAUCAUCUUGCUCAGUUGCUCCGGAAAAUUUCGGAUUGAGUUUAUUGUCGAUAAUAAGUGCCGUAAAAAAAAAUUGUGAUAAGAUUACGCUCGUUAUUGUGAUUGCAAUUGUUGAAGACAGCUGAGAAACCUUGGAGCAUCUUCAUCAUAACUGAGGACUUGGAAUUUUGUUCAACUUCUUCCUGAUGCUCUCCAUAAAUCAUAAGUCCCUCUAGUAAAUUUAUGAAUCUCUUAUUUGUUCUUUGUACUGUAUUUUUUCAAUUUUAUUUAAAAUGAAUAAAAUGCCAAUAAAAUUUGAAGUGGAGGUUUUAUUCGCGUGCGAUGAAACUAUAAUGGCGUGCAUAGGACUCCUGAGAAACCCAUUGUACUGUAUACUUGGGUGUGGUGGGCCGACUUUUUUCAAAUGUUCAAAGCAUGUAUGGAUGGUUGCUCGAUCCCUGAUUUCUGUGAAAUUCAAUGUUUUUUCAAUUUGUUUGUGCUUUGUCAAGCAGUAUUUCAGUUUAAUAAUUGUCUCGCCUUCGUCAAAUCAAUUGUUUUUUUUUAUGAAACGGCAUUUGUGUAGGUUUUUGACUUUAUUACGGUGUACCGUGUUGAAGGAGAAAUUCGAUGGGAGUGUUAUGUACGUGUGCGCGAAUUCUUUCGGAAAAUGAAGUAUGCGUCGUGGUGCGCUGAAUUGAAGAUUGA